Molecule: messenger RNA, 1884 nt
Organism: Vicia faba (fava bean)
Lineage: Eukaryota; Viridiplantae; Streptophyta; Magnoliopsida; Fabales; Fabaceae
Source: the annotation of a GenBank genome assembly
AUGGCUAUUUCAUUCUCUACGAUUCUACUUCCUUCCACUAACCUCACUUCCAAACUACCCAUCUUCAACAACACUCCCCAUUAUCACGCAUUACGCCAUUUCGCAGAUACUCCUAAACGCUUUCACAAAGCUUCCUCCUUUAUUGCUUUUGCUACGAACGGUGACCGUGCUAUUAGAAAAACCACUCCUAGAAGAGAUAGUAGAAACCCGCUUUUGAGUGAAGGGAGAGAUGGAGAUGAAGCUCUUGGACCCAUUUGCCCUGGUUGUGGAAUUUUCAUGCAAGAUAAAGAUCAAAAUCUUCCUGGGUUUUACCAACAAAGAGAGGUUAAAGUUGAGAUUUUUACAGAACAAGAUUAUGGGGUUGAUGAUGAUGUUGAAGAAGAUGAUGAUGUUGAAGAAGCUAAUGAGUUUGAUUUGGAUUCUGAUGAGUUUGAAGCUAUGUUACUCGGUGAAGAAAAGGAUGACAUGCUUGAUUUGGAUGGGUUUGCUCUUCCAGGGGUUGGAUAUGGUAAUAUUACUGAAGAGUUUUUGGAGAGGGCGAAGAAGAAGAAGGUUCCGAAGGCUGAGAAGAAGAGAAUGACUAGGGAAGCUGAGAAGGUGAAAGAAGAGGUUACUGUUUGUGCUAGGUGUCAUUCCUUGAGAAAUUAUGGGCAUGUGAAGAAUCACACAGCUGAGAAUUUGAUACCUGAUUUUGAUUUUGAUAGGUUGAUUUCUACUAGGUUAAUAAAUCCUGCUGGGAGUGGUAGUGCUACUGUUGUUGUCAUGGUUGUGGAUUGUGUUGAUUUUGACGGUUCGUUCCCGAGAACGGCUGUGAAGUCGUUGUUUAAAGCAUUGGGGGGAAUGCAGGAGAAUUCAAAGAAGGGUAAGAAACUGCCGAAGCUUGUUCUUGUGGCUACCAAGGUUGAUCUACUUCCGUCUCAGGUUUCUCCCACGAGGUUGGAUAGAUGGGUUCGACAUCGUGCGAGUGCGGGGGGAGCGCCUAAGUUAAGCGCGGUUUAUUUGGUUAGUUCUCGAAAGGAUUUAGGUGUGAGAAAUGUGCUGUCCUUUGUAAAGACUUUAGCUGGUCCUCGUGGGAAUGUUUGGGUCAUUGGGGCUCAAAAUGCUGGGAAGUCUACUCUAAUCAAUGCAUUUGCGAAGAAAGAGGGAGCUAAAGUUACAAAGCUCACGGAGGCUCCGGUUCCUGGGACAACACUUGGGAUUUUGAGGAUUGGAGGAAUUUUGUCGGCUAAGGCUAAGAUGUUUGAUACUCCAGGGCUAUUGCAUCCGUAUUUAUUGUCAAUGAGAUUGAAUCGGGAGGAACAAAAGAUGGUUGAGAUACGGAAGGAACUUAGACCUCGGUCCUAUAGAAUUAAGGCAGGACAAACUAUACAUGUUGGUGGGUUGGCAAGACUUGACCUCAUUGAAGCCAAUGUUGAAACACUAUAUGUCACAGUUUGGGCAUCACCAAACGUUUCUCUACACAUGGGUAAAACAGAAAAUGCUAAUGAAAUUUGGAAUAAUCACGUUGGAGUCAGGCUGCAGCCUCCCAUUGGCAAUGAGCGCGGAGCUGAACUAGGUAGAUGGAAAGAAAAAGAAACAAAAGUAUCUGGAACUAGUUGGAGUGUCAACUGCAUUGACAUAGCAAUAUCCGGUUUAGGUUGGUUCUCUAUAGGUAUCCAAGGUGAAGCAACCAUGAAAUUAUGGACCUAUGAUGGAAUUGAAAUAACUUUAAGAGAACCAUUGGUACUUGACCGGGCCCCGUCUCCUGAGAAACCAGGUUUUUGGUUACCAAAAGCUCUGUCCGAAGCUAUUGGCAACCAAACUAAACUUGAAGCUCAAAGAAGGAAAAAACUUGAAGAGGAAGAUGAAGAAUACAUAGGGGCAAUGACAGGGAUAUCUUCAUGA